Fulmarus glacialis (Northern fulmar) is the source of this 582-nucleotide messenger RNA. Its product is annotated as transmembrane protein 164-like. Lineage: Eukaryota; Metazoa; Chordata; Aves; Procellariiformes; Procellariidae. The annotation marks the transcript as partial. The transcript is spliced from 3 exons. The record is from RefSeq and is a predicted model, not a curated record.
AUGUUUCGUCAGCCCGACAGCAUUUUGGCUUUGAUUCCAUCUUGCUGCUACCUGUUCCUGGACAGUGGCGGGGGGGGGGAAAAACACCGUCCCACCAUGUCUCGUUACAGCCUCCAUAAUCUCCUGGACUGGAUGUAUGGGGGUGUGGACCCCAGCUUUGCUGGCAAUGGAGGGCCAGAAUGCGCGGCCUUUCUCUCUGGGCAGCAGCGCUUUCUGGAGAGUUUGGUCUUCCUGAGUGUGGGCAUUGUGGAGAUCCUUCUGUCCCUGUGGAAGCUCAGGCAGCUGCAUUUCAGGGAGCUGGAGGGUCAUCUGCUGCAGCAGCCCCAGACUAAGCAGGAGAGCUUGGGCAAGAAUGUGCUGCUGGUGGUGCUCUGUCUCAUCUUUGGGCUGGAGGUGGGGUUCAAGUUUGCCACCAGGACUGUCAUUUACCUCCUGAAUCCCUGUCAUGUGGUCACUAUGAUGCAGAUUUUUCUUCUUGCCUGUCCUCCAUGUCGGAUUGCAAUGAUUCUCUUCAGGUUGCAGAUGCAUAUGCUGAAUGGGGCCCUCUUGGCAUUGCUGUUUCCUGUUGUUAAUACACGCCUG